Knipowitschia caucasica is the source of this 1893-nucleotide messenger RNA. The record is from the annotation of a GenBank genome assembly. NCBI's taxonomy places the organism in Eukaryota, Metazoa, Chordata, Actinopteri, Gobiiformes, Gobiidae.
AUGAUUGCUGGUGAACAAGUGCGACUUAAACUUCAUGAUGGGAAGCUGAUCAAGGAGCGACGGUAUCACCUGAGGACGUACCCCAACUGUUUGGUGGGACAGGAGGUGAUUGACUGGCUGGUGAGCCAUAAAGAGGCUCCGGACCGGAUUACAGCCGUGUGCCUCAUGCAGCACCUCAUGGAUCAGGAAAUUGUACACCAUGGAUGUGAGCUGAUUGACUGGAUCAUUCAGAAUGGAGAAGCAGAGAGCCGGCAUUGUGGACUGGACCUUUGCCGGGCCUUGUAUGAGCAUGGCAUUAUCCAGCAUGUGUCAAAAAAGCAUAUUUUCUUUGACAGUGGACUGCUUUACCAGUUCUGUAUAAAUUUUCGCCGCCGCCGAAGAUUAUCAGAACUAAUAAGUGAUACUGAGCAAAACAAUGAAGAAGUAGGAAUGGUGUCCUUAGAAGAAAACAGCAGCCCAUUUGUUGCCAGUAAAAACCCACUGCAUGACGAACCCAGUGGCUUCCAGUCUGUGGGCCUUCGUAAGGAAAUUAAGUCACUCACCAGUGGCCGCAGAGGCAGUUUCAACUCUCGGGCUGAUUUUCCUUCUUUCACACCACGGGCUUCAAUAUCUAUGGUCCUGUAUAACCCCAAAUCAGUGCUCUCUCGAAAUAUCACAUGUGGGGAGUUACUGGCACCUGGAGCACCUUUCAUCAAGAGGGUGUUGACGGUGAUUGGAGAUGCUUUGGGCUGGGGCUUUGUUGUCAGAGGGACUGCUCCUGUCUAUGUACAAGCUGUGGACCCUGGAAGUCCAGCUGCAGCUGCAGGGAUCAAGGUGCGCCAAUUUGUGUACCAGGUGAAUGGACAAUUUGUUCUGUACAUGGACUACAGAACAGUCACUAGACUUGUGAUGACAGGAACCCUUUUCAGCACAUACAGCGGGAGCCCGGGGUCCGGGGCCCAGGAGAACAUACAGAACACUCACCGAUCACUGAUGCUAACUAGCCUCGCAGAUACCUCCUUUGUUCGUCCAGAGAGUACCAAGAGCGAAAAGCUUCAUAACAAGGAAACAUGUAUCAACUACCGCUUUGUAAAGAGGCUGUUGAGGAUUUCAAGGAUUUUUGUCCUGAUGAGCAGUAUGUACAAGGCACUCUAUGUCUGGAUCUUUGUUCAUGGGACCCCUCUUAUUCCAAAACCCAGGUAUACAGAAGAGCAAGAGGAUUCAUUUAUGUCUCCGAUAGAAGAGCAAGAGGAUUCAUGUGGGUCUACUCCAACAGAAGAGCAGGAGGAUACACGUGAGUCUACUCCAACAGAAGAGCAGGGGGAUACACGUGAGUCUACUCCAACAGAAGAGCAGGAGGAUACACGUGAGUCUACUCCAACAGAAGAGCAGGAGGAUACACGUGAGUCUACUCCAACAGAAGAGCAGGAGGAUACACGUGAGUCUACUCCAACAGAAGAGCAGGAGGAUACACGUGAGUCUACUCCAACAGAAGAGCAGGAGGAUACACGUGAGUCUACUCCAACAGAAGAGCAGGAGGAUACACGUGGGUCUACUCCAACAGAAGAGCAGGAGGAUACACGUGGGUCUACUCCAACAGAAGAGCAGGAGGAUACACGUGGGUCUACUCCAACAGAAGAGCAGGAGGAUACACGUGGGUCUACUCCAACAGAAGAGCAGGAGGAUACACGUGAGUCUACUCCAACAGAAGAGCAGGAGGAUACACGUGAGUCUACUCCAACAGAAGAGCAGGAGGAUACACGUGGGUCUACUCCAACAGAAGAGCAGGAGGAUACACGUGGGUCUACUCCAACAGAAGAGCAGGAGGAUACACGUGGGUCUACUCCAACAGAAGAGCAGGAGGAUACACGUGGAUCCUCUGAUGAAACGACAGGACAAACCAUGUUCGCCUAG